AUGCGGCUGUGCGGGGCAGCGCUGCUCCUCUGCGCCGCGGCGGCGGCGGCAGCAGCGGCUCCGGCGGGUCCCGGGAGGGCGGCGGCGGCGGCGGGCAAGGAGCGGCGGGCGCAGUUCGCUUCGUGGGACGAGGUGAACGUGAUCGCCCACGGGCUGCUGCAGCUCGGGCACGGCCUGAAGGAGCACGUGGACCGCACCAAGGGGCAGAUGCGGGAGCUGGGCAGCCGGCUGAGCGCGCACAACAGCUCGAUGGGGCGGCUGCUCCGCCAGGCGCGGGAGGCGCAGGAGCGCGGCGAGCGGCUCCGGCACAGCGUGCGGGAGCUCGAGGGGCGAGGCCGGCAGCUCCUCAACCUCUCCGAGGCUCUGCGGCAGCGCCUGGAGGAGGUGGCGGCCGACAAAGCCGAGAUCCAAGGGCGGCUGGAGCAGCUGGAGGGCAGAGUGCGGCUGGCGCUGCAGGCGAGACCCAGCGCCAACCAGAGCGCCAGGGACCUGGGGGCGCUGCAGUCCCUGAUGGAUGCGCAGAACGUGCGAAUCGAUGAGCUCUUGCAGAAGAUCAAGCAGCAGCAGUACAAGUUGGACAAGCAGAAUCUGCAGAUUAAAAGCCUGCAGAGCAAGGUCAAUCUACUGAUCCCUUUACACCUGAAGGACAACAAAACGCAGUCUCCAAAGUGGAAGAUAAACCUGCAGAAGAGCCUCAGCCUCACCAACCAGAGCCAGAAUGCAAGCGGGGAGCCUGUGCUGAUGCAGAAGCUCCCAGAGGAUUGCCACCAGCUCUUCCUGGCCGGGCAGCAAAGCAGCGGUGUUUUCCAGGUGCAGCCUGCAGGGUCUCAGCCCUUCAAAGUCUACUGUGAUAUGACCGCAGAAGGUGGCUGGACAGUGAUCCAGAGGCGUGCGGAUGGCUCUGUGGACUUUGACCGGCUUUGGGAUGCCUACAAGAAUGGCUUUGGAGACCUUCAUGGUGACUUCUGGCUGGGCCUGGAGAAGAUGCAUCACCUUAUCCAAGAGGGAAGGUACAAUCUCCUGAUUGAGCUCGAAGACUGGGAGGGAAAUUCCCAGGUGGUCCAGUUUGUCUUCAGCCUUGGUGGUGAGAGCACAGCCUACAUGCUCAAUCUGCUGGGACCUCUGUCUGGAGAGCUGGAAAAUGCCAUUGGAGACUUCAGGCAGCUGCCCUUCUCCACUCGGGAUCGUGACCAUGACCUCAAAGCUGACACAAACUGUGCCAAACACCUCUCAGGUGGCUGGUGGUUCAGCACCUGUGGCCAUGCCAACCUCAAUGGGAAGUAUUUCCGCUCCAUUCCCCGCCAGAGGCACGAGCGCAAGCAGGGCAUCUUCUGGAAAACAUGGAAAGGCAGGUAUUACCCACUCAAGUCAACCACCAUGAAAAUCCAACCCGCGACACUGGAAGCAGAGCCCUAAAGCCGUCACUUGAGACUUCUCUGUGGAGCACAAAGCUCCAUCACUUGGUGUUUACAGAACACAAACCCACCCUCCCCGGGAAACCCCCCGAGGAGUGUUUCUCUUGGUUAGCAGCCCUUUAGUGGCACGGCACAGCUCCUCACUGUAAGACAUCUCCAUGUUGCUGAAACAGCUGGAUGGGAGCUCCCAAGCAAGAAGAGGAGCCACCAGCAGGGACAUCCACCUCCAAAGCAUGUACAUGGGUCUUCCAACCCUCCACGUGCCGCCGCAGCAAGUUCAAGUUGUCUGGUGCUUUCCGUCCUGUCAGAACACUUCAGUGCUGGUUUUGAUGAACUGGGGCUGGGGGGAAGGGGACCACAUGAAGCGUUUUGCUACCCUGGACCCAAGCAUUGGGUAUGGAGCCUCACUGUGUCCUGUCUCAUUGUUGUUCCCAAAUGGUAUCCUCUGUACCCUCCUGUGAGAGCCUCCAGACCUCCGUGCUGGAGCUGUGGAGCCGUGAGGCUCGGGCAGCUCCAUCUGCACAGUCUCUGGUGACUUCAGCCUGCUGAGAACAUGGUUGUGGUGGGAAGGCUGAAGGGACACCCUGUGCAGAAGGGAACCUCAGGCUCACUUGGUGUCCCUGGCUUCCAUAGCUUCAAAGCCCUGUAGCUGUGCUGGAGUUUGCCGAGAGCUGAGGAAACCACUUCUAGCUCUGGGAGACAAUGGGUAAGAUCUUGCAGCUGGUUGCACAAGGGCCAGAUCCUGGAGAGCUGAGUCUCACAGUGUUGCCAGGGGUGGCUAGGACGAGCACGAGGACAGCGCGGGUACAAAGCAGUGACUGUGCCCAGGGCAGGACCAGCCCUGCUGUCAGCUGGAAAUCCCCUGGAGGCUUGUUUUCUCCCAAAAGCCUCCUUGCACUUUGUGGACUGAAUAGCAUCGUCCUGCCCGUGUGUCCCCAAAUGUGCUCUAACAGGCACAGGACAACAGGAUUUCUCUGCAAGGGUCACACUGCCUUGCUGGGUGUGCAGCCUGAUGUGUACAGCAUUGCCUCUGCCUUUGGGAUUGGCGUCUGGGGAGAGGGGAGCAAAACAGGUCCCCAAAAACUGUUACAGGCCAAGUUGCCAUCUUGGGGCUUCCCAAGCAUCCUGCCCUAUUGAAGUCAUAUUGACUACUGUGCUAGAGCUCCUAGCUGCUAAAAACUGUAAAUAGUUGUUUGUAGGAUGUUGGAUCUUGUCAAUGAAUUUCCUCUUUUAAUUUGUUUCCGUAUUUAAAUGCAGUGUUAAUAACAAUGUGGUGUAAUUUAUAAAGUGUUGAUGCUGGGAAGACAAAAAAAAAAAAAAAAAGCAA
This is a messenger RNA of Cuculus canorus (common cuckoo), 2742 nucleotides long. It is a transcript of the gene ANGPTL4, whose product is annotated as angiopoietin like 4. Gene Ontology annotation, biological process: triglyceride homeostasis. The record is from RefSeq and is a predicted model, not a curated record. Lineage: Eukaryota; Metazoa; Chordata; Aves; Cuculiformes; Cuculidae. The transcript is spliced from 7 exons. The coding region runs from base 1 to 1416 and encodes 471 amino acids. Gene Ontology annotation, molecular function: enzyme inhibitor activity.